AUGAUAGUGAAACUUGAUAGAGAUUGUUUAUGGCAAAUAUUUGCCAAUCUAGAACAUGAUAAAAAAUCAUUACAUUCAACGAUUCUCGUCAACCGAAUUUGGUGUGAAAUUGCCAUUCAAUUUUUAUGGAAAAAACCAUUUCGUUAUUUAUACACUUGUCCCAAAGCAUGUGGUUGCGUAGCGGAAAAACGACAUAAGAAGGCUAGAAAUCUUCUUUCAACAUUUAUCACUUGUAUGGCUCAUAAUCAAACGUCUACCAGUAUUGAUAUUCAAGAUUUUGUAGUAUGGACGGCAUCACCGCCUACCACUUUUAAUUAUUUAUCUUUUUUGCGUCAUAUCGAUUUGUACGAUUUAUUUUUGACUCUAAAGGAUGUUAUUCAAGAAAUGUCUCGUGAUAUAUGUAAGCUCUUGGUUUUACAUUGUUCAAAUCUUAAAAAUUUAUCAAUUGAUAUGUCUAAUAAAAUAUGGUUACCGGGUUAUCGAUGUUCAAGUUUACCUAAUAUUUCUUUCUGGAUUACAUUUGAUGAAAUUCCCAUAGAACUUUUAAAAAUUCCUACUUAUUCUGGAUCAAAAAAUUGUUUAUCACAACUUGUAGAAUUUUAUUGGGGUUCUACUCAUUGGACUUCAGAAUUUUUGGUGGCAUUAUCUAAAGUUUCACGUAAAUUAAAGAAACUUGUAAUUGAUAUGUCAAAUUUCGGUAGAAAUGAAAGUAUUACAAAUGCUCAAAAUUUAGGAAAAUUAAUUAUGGCUCAAACCGCUUUACAAGAUAUAGAAUUUAUUAAAUGUAAACCUACCGUAUUACCAGUAAUUAUGCAAGGACUUCGUACUCAAUCAAAAACAUUAAGACGAUUCUUUUUUCAAGGAAUGGUUAAAGAUUUUAGUGUAUUUUCGGAAUUAAUUCAUUGUAUAAAUCUUCAAGAAAUUUAUUUUAUUCGAUGUAAUUUUCGAUGUAGUGAAGUGGAAAUGUUAUCAGUUUCACAUUUUCCAAAAUUGAUAAAACUUAUUUUUAAUAUUGUUUGUUUUCGAUUUCCUAUAAUCAUUCCGGAAAUUUUAUUACAAAAUUCAGGAAAAAAAAUUCGAACAUUUUCAUUACAACAAUUUUAUUAUCCUGUUAAUAUUAAUAGUGAUGGAUUUAUACCAAGUGUAGCAUCAUCAGUAGCUAAAUAUUGUCCAAAUUUAGUGGAAUUUGAAUAUUUCGUUACGAAAAAAGAAUUCCCUCAAUUAGCAUUAUUAUUCGCAUCAUGUCCACAUUUAGAAAGGGUAGCACUUUCGGGUAAAUAUGAAAAUGUUGAAGAAUUAUUACCAAUGUUAGCAAGUCAAGAAUUACCAAAUUUAUCAGAAUUCGAAAUAUUAGGAUAUUGGACAUUUUCUCCUUCAUCAUUAGAAACAUUUUUUAUUCAAUCGAAAGCACCAUUAAAGAAAUUUAUAAUUAGUUAUUCACCAUGUUUCUCUGAUGAUCAUAUGGAAGUUAUAUUAAGAUCUAAUACUUGUAUUCAAGAUUUUGUUUAUAAGAUGGUAAAUGAUAAUUAUGAAACAUUUGAAGCAGAAAGAAGUGGUUAUAGUCCAAGAAUUUCAUAUUUAGGAGUUCCGAUGGACAUAUGUCUCAUAUAA
Molecule: messenger RNA, 1611 nt
Organism: Diversispora eburnea
Lineage: Eukaryota; Fungi; Glomeromycota; Glomeromycetes; Diversisporales; Diversisporaceae
Source: the annotation of a GenBank genome assembly